UGCACUACUCCCUUAGCAGGAAACUGGAACUUUCCCCAUUCAUUUGAUUAGUGUUCUUUCCUCACCAGUAUAUAUAGAGUGAGUACUUUCUGCGAUUAAAGCCUACGACUCCUAUUGACAACAACAAACGCUACCCUCCUACAAGAAGAUGAAGAGUAAUAUUUUGAUUGGGCUAACUGUCCUGGUGGUCUUCAUAGCAGUGGCCCAGUCCCUGACCUGUAAGCAGUGCAGUGUGGGAAUAUUUGGGACAUGUUUAUUUCCCGGAAACAUGGUGUGUGACAACUCCACUCUCAACUGCUACACCGGAGAAGCGCAAUUCAAUGCCACAGGGUUUCUGAAACUCCACACCCGUGGCUGUCUGGACUCAAACCUGUGUGGCAAGACCAUCACUGCAAGCAUCCUUGGUGCUGGUGUCACGAGCAGCUUCUCAUGCUGCCAAACAGACCUAUGUAACGGGGCCAGCUCCGUCCAGGUCUCUGUGACUGUAGCCCUCAGCGCCGCCCUGCUUGCCUGGGGUAUUUAGACUGGAUAUCCUAAUAUGCCAUUUCGCAGAUAUCCUAACAUUUAUCAACUGAAUAAUACUUGCAACUAUGAUCUUCAACAACUUGAAGUGCCUUUACACUACUCAACUGAACACACAUACCAAUGCUGUAAUAUUAUUCUGAAUAAUAAAUUAAUUAAAUAAUGUCACAAAACGGAAAUAAAAUGUGGUGUUU
Molecule: messenger RNA, 716 nt
Organism: Coregonus clupeaformis (lake whitefish)
Lineage: Eukaryota; Metazoa; Chordata; Actinopteri; Salmoniformes; Salmonidae
Product: protein Bouncer-like
Exons: 3
Coding region: 149-523 (124 amino acids)
Source: RefSeq, a predicted model, not a curated record